Molecule: messenger RNA, 3884 nt
Organism: Tyto alba (common barn owl)
Lineage: Eukaryota; Metazoa; Chordata; Aves; Strigiformes; Tytonidae
Gene: TBC1D31
Product: TBC1 domain family member 31
Exons: 22
Coding region: 409-3420 (1003 amino acids)
Cellular component (GO): centrosome
Molecular function (GO): protein binding
Source: RefSeq, a predicted model, not a curated record
AGGGGUAGGAGGGGGCAGGGCCGGCCGGAGCCCUCCUGGGCUUCUGCAGGGUGAAGGGGCAGACCGGGGGUGCCCGGCUCGAUAACGGGGAGAAACGUUCCCGUGGAAGGUGGAGCAGGUUCCUGAGAAGGCUGUGAAACCUCCAUGCUCAGAGGCGCUCACAGCUUGGCUGGGCAAGGGCUAGGCACUUACACCAAUUCAGUUUUUCGGUUUUAAUUGUGCAGAACGAAGUACCAUGAAGUUAUAGUAAACAUAAUUCAUAGUGUCAAAGGAUACCAUUCAAAGACAAUCCGUUUUCUGAAUGUCGCUUUUGACAGUUCUGGAGAUUCUCUACUCGCUGGAGACCACCAAGGCAAUAUAUAUGUUUUUGACUUGAAUGGAAACAGGUUCAACCUUGUUCAGCGGACAAUGCAGGCUUGCACUGCUUUGGCAUUCAAUCUUCGCAGAAAGACAGAAUUCCUGGUGGCUUUGGCAGAUUAUUCCAUUAAGUGCUUUGAUACAGAAACCAAGGAGCUAGUUAGUUGGAUGAGGGGACAUGAUUCUUCAGUGUCUUCCAUCUCUGUCCAUGGCUCGGGCAGGUAUGCCAUCACUACAUCCAGUGAUACAGCACAACUGUGGGACUUGGACACCUUUCAGAGAAAAAGGAAGCUGAAUGUUCGUCAGUCUGUGGGUAUACAGAAGGUUUUUUUUCUUCCAUUGAGUAACACCAUCCUCAGCUGUUUCAAAGAUAAUUCUGUUUUUGCAUGGGAAUUCGAUACGCUUCACUGUAAAUACCAGUUGCCAACUCCUGUAGAAGGUUCUGUAUUACUUUAUAAGGUCUUUGCAGUAACCAGAGAUGGCCGGAUUUUUGUAGCUGGUGGAAAAUCGAAUCAUCUUCACUUAUGGUGUUUACAGUCAAAGCAGUUGAUAAGAAUAAUCCAGAUGCCUGCAAAAGUACGAGCUGUCCGUCAUCUGGAAUUCCUCCCUAACGGUUUUGAUGGGGGCUCCAAUCAGGUCCUUGGAGUAUUAAGUCAAGAUAAUAUAAUGAGAUUUAUCAAUAUAGAAACAUGCAAACUUCUUUUUGACAUUGGGAGUCAUGAAGAGGGAAUUAGUACAGCAGCGAUUAGCCCCAAUGGACGGUAUAUUGCAUCAGUAAUGGAAAAUGGUAGCCUUAAUCUGUACAGUGUCCAAGCUUUGACUCAAGAAGAAAAUAAGCCUCCACCACCUGUGUUCAAAGUUGUAAAAGAUUGGUCCAAGUGCACGUCCGAGGCAAAUAAACAGACAAUGAGAGUCACUUCAGGAAGGUCAGAGUGGCUUUGGAAAUCCAAAAGAAGCAAAAUUCAAACCAGAUUGCUAAAGCUGCAAGUGAACACAUCACUUGAAAACAAAGAGAACGAAUUGCCAGGUGGAUUAAACAAGAAACGUCUGCAGGCUUUAUUGAAAGGAUUUGGAGAAUAUCCAGCAAAGUACAGGAUGUUUGUUUGGCGUUCCUUAUUACAACUUCCUGAAAAUCACUUAGCAUUCAGUAGCCUAAUAGAUAAGGGUACCCACAGUGCUUUUGUGACUAUUCAGAAUGAGUAUCCCAUCAAAAGUAGAAAACUGCUGAGAGUUUUACAGAGGACCUUAUCAGCUCUAGCUCACUGGUCUGCUAUCUUUGCUGAGACGCCUUAUAUUCCUUUGCUAGCAUUCCCAUUUGUAAAAUUAUUCCAGAACAACCAGCUGAUCUGCUUUGAAGUUGUUGCUACAGUAGUAGUUAAUUUUUGUCAGCACUGGUUUGAGUAUUUUCCCAAUCCUCCAGUUAAUAUCCUUAGUAUGAUGGAAAACGUUUUGGCACAUCAUGACAAAGAACUACUUCAGCAUUUAAUAAAAUACAGUGUGACUUCACAGGUUUAUGCAUGGCCUCUUCUAGAAACACUGUUCUCUGAGGUUCUAACAAGAGAAGAAUGGCUGAAAGUCUUUGACAAUAUUUUCUCCAACCAUCCUUCAUACUUUCUAAUGAUUGCUGUUGCCUAUAUUAUAUGUUCCAGAGCUCCCUUGCUUCACUGUAAUCAAACAGCGGAUUUUGAGUAUUUCUUUCAUCAUCGUAACAACCUGGACAUUAAUGUUGUGAUUAAGGAAGCUUAUCAUCUUAUGGAGGCUACACCACUAGAUAUCCAUCCACAACGUAUGCUUGAUGACUUCAUACCACUUACAAAAGGACAGUACCCUGUAUUUAAUAAAUAUCCCAAGUUCAUUGUGGAUUAUCAAACUCAGGAACGGGAGAGGAUCAGACAGGAUGAAAUUGAAUACUUACGAGAAAGACAAUUAGCACAUGAAUUAGAAGCUAAAGCACAGGAACGGAAAGCAGAAGAUGAAGCCUGGUAUCGAAAGCAAGAAUUACUUCGAGAAGCUGAAGAACAGAGGCGAAAAAAGCUACUGGAAGAAGAAGAGAAGCUGGCAGAACAGAAGCAGAGACUAGCAGCUGUGAAAAGAGAACUGAAAGUAAAGGAACUACAAUUUCUAGAUGCUUCAAGAAGGCGUUUUCUGAAAUACCAGCAAGAUCAGCGUCAAAUGGAACUGAAACGUCUUGAUGAUGAAAUUAUGAGAAAGGCAUCCAUGAGAGAGCAGGAAACAGCUGCUACUGUUCAGGAUGUUGAAGUACAACGGAUGGAACUUGAGUCACAAAGGCAGCUUUUCGAACAGCAUCUAAUCAAAGAUCAAGAGGCAGUUACAAAGGAGAUCAAAGAAGAGAUGGAUACCUGUCGAAGAAAGGUGGAUCUGGAAGAUCAUCUUGUUCAGAGAUUGAUGGAAAUAGAGAGAGAAGAAAAAGAGAAAGCUCAGAGAGUGGCUGAAGAAAAUUUAGCCAAAGCAGAGCAGAAACGCAUUGACACUGACUGGAGGUUGGAAGUGUUGCAUAAACUAAGGCGAGAUGAUCAGGACCGUGAGAAGCGUUACCAAGAGAUAGCCAAGCUCCUGCAUGACAACAGGGUGAAAGAAGCUGAACUGCUGAAGGCCAUGAGGGAAGCAGAAGAAAAAAAGUGGGAAGAAGUUACACAGAAGAAAGCUCAGCUGGAAGAAGAGCAGAAGGCUGCUGCUGCUGCAGAUAAACACAGGAAGCAGUUUCUAGAAGACAAAAUGAAUGAGGCAUUAGAAUUGGCUGAAAAGCUGCAAAGAGAAGAUGGCUAUUUUGGUGAGCAUAUAGAGAGACUGCGUGAUUUAAAGGCCAGACAUACAGAGAGAGGGGUAGAACUCCAGCAGGUGCCGAGGUCUGGAAACAUCUGUCUGAAUGAUUUGUCUGCAUCAGAGUCAUCAUCAUACAUGUCUUUGGACAGAAGACAAGAACUGGCGUGCCAAGAACGGGAACUGAUGGCAGAAGUCAGGCAGCUCAGACAAAAGCUAACCUCACAGGCUUGGACUAGACAUCCUCCCACUUGUUUCCAAGCUACAACGUGGACACCUUGAGAUGGUUUGCUCUGGACUUCAGCUGUACUUUCAAAAUAUAAUCAGUGAAAUACUAGAUAUGUAUAAUGUGAUUAAGGACUGAUCCUAGUUUCUUUAUUAUAAAAGUCUUUAGAAAUAUUUUUAUAUAAAAAUAUUAGUUAGAAAAGUGUGUGUAGUUUGUAACUUUCUCAUUAUUCUCUCAGUAACUAUAACGCUAUUUUUACUUCUAUAAAAUAAACUCACUUUUUACCACUUGCAGUAUUUCUAUACUUUGUUCUGGUGGAUGCCAUGACUUGAAGAAAUCAACUACUCUUAAAACGUUGGUUUUGUCAGUGCUGUGUAAGUGGAUUCUAGAGGUUGCAGCAGGGAAAUUUGCAUCAUUCCUUUUCAAAGGAAAACGCAACAGGCAAAGAUCACCUCUGGGAGGCAGGAGGAGUAGAUGAGAAAAUUGCCUUUUCCUGAUGAUUGUCUUUGAGUUUGCAUCU